AUGGCAGCACCGACAGAGGUCGCAGCAGAGGCUGCCCCUCCUCCAGUGGCCUCACCUCCUUCAGCAGCGCAGGCUGAUCCCCAAGCAGAGCCUCAGGUUAGGGCUCAUGCUGAGGAGGAGAAGCUCGCAGCAGCUGUCUCGUCACUAGAAAUCAUUCCCAGCAGCAGCGACACUGUGCCUGCCCACCGCUCUCACGAUCCCCAGUACAACCAGAAGAGGACCGAUCCUUUUCAGUUUGGCUCGCGCUACCUCGAGGACGGCGAUGACCCGUUCGAGUUCAAUGCCUGGGACCACGUGGAGACUGACGAUGCUUACAAGGAGUACGCUGAACAGCAGUACGAGAUGCAGCGCCAGUCUCCCGUGUCUGAUUUUGACAAGCAUCGAUUCAACUCGGACCCUGCCAAGUGGUGGAAUCUGUUCUACAAGAACAAUACCGCCAACUUCUUCAAGAACCGCAAGUGGCUUCAGCAGGAGUUUCCCGUGCUCGGCAAGGUAAUCAGUGAGGACGCCGGCCCUGUCACACUCCUAGAGAUAGGCGCUGGUGCCGGCAACACGGCGUUUCCCAUCCUAGCGCAGAACAAGAACCCUCAGCUCAAGAUCCAUGCCUGUGACUUCUCCAAGAAGGCCGUCGAGGUCAUGCGCUCUCACGAAAGCUAUGACACCAAGCACAUGCAGGCCGACGUGUGGGAUAUCGCGUCCGACGAGCUCCCGCCCGGCCUGGAAGAGGGUUCUGUGGACGUGGCGCUCCUCAUCUUCAUCUUCUCUGCGCUGUCGCCGCUGCAGUGGAAGAAGGCCGUCGAGAAUGUGCACCGAGUACUCAAGCCCGGCGGCGAGGUCUGCUUCCGCGACUAUGGAAGGGGGGACCUCGCACAGGUCAGGUUCAGGAAAGGUCGCUACCUCGAGGACAACUUCUACAUCCGUGGCGACGGCACACGUGUCUAUUUCUUCGAGAAGGACGAGCUGGCGUCCAUCUGGACCGGCGACAAAUCCCAGGAGGGCGAAACUGCCGAGGAUAAGGCCCAAGAGACAGAUGUUGCUCAGGAGGCGGGGCCUCUUUUUGAUAUAGAGGACCUUGGCGUUGAUCGUCGGAUGCUGGUGAACCGCGCUCGCCGGCUGAAGAUGUAUCGGUGCUGGCUUCAGGGUAGAUUCAGAAAGAAAUAAAGAAACCAGCUGUGUCGGGUGGCCUCUUCUCCCGUCUUU
Molecule: messenger RNA, 1200 nt
Organism: Cryphonectria parasitica EP155
Lineage: Eukaryota; Fungi; Ascomycota; Sordariomycetes; Diaporthales; Cryphonectriaceae
Product: methyltransferase
Exons: 2
Coding region: 1-1161 (386 amino acids)
Molecular function (GO): tRNA (cytidine-N3)-methyltransferase activity
Source: RefSeq, a predicted model, not a curated record